UGACUUUUGUUUCGGGUUGCUUUUUUUAUACACUAACAAACAAUGAAUAUUCUGAAAUUAAAGAAAUGCUGUUGUUGUUGCGUCGAUUUGCGCUGUGGCUGUGUCAUAAUCUAUGUGAUCGAGUUUUUUUUUGCUGUCUGCGGUCUUUGCCUGGGUGAAUGGUCUGAAAAUAAUCACUUUUGGAUAGUGUUACGCAUCGGUUAUAUGACGCACCUUAUUGGCACCGUUUUCCUGCUCAUGGGCAUCAUUUUAAAAUCACCUAGCUUUUUCAUGGUUUAUUUGGUAACCAAUGGCAUACACGUUUUUACCAGCACCACAUACCUCAUUCUCUGGGCUUUACGAUGUGUUCGAUGUAUCUAUGUUGUUACAUUGUCAACUUUUGGAAUUUUGUGUAGCAUUUACUUUUGGUUAAUUGUCUAUUCAUUACGACUCAAAUGUAAAUGGGAACAGUCAAUAGACUAUGAUGGUUCGGCUUUCUAAGUGUAUAUAUAUUACAUAUAUUAAGCUCAUCUUCUUGGUUAAAAAGUUUUUUUAAUCCAAAAUUCCAAAUUUCUCACAUCUUAUGAGCAAGCAUCCUGAAUAUAUCAUUAUUUACAAAAU
This is a messenger RNA of Drosophila novamexicana, 600 nucleotides long. RefSeq lists its product as uncharacterized. The transcript is spliced from 4 exons. NCBI's taxonomy places the organism in Eukaryota, Metazoa, Arthropoda, Insecta, Diptera, Drosophilidae. The coding region runs from base 43 to 480 and encodes 145 amino acids. The record is from RefSeq and is a predicted model, not a curated record.